Messenger RNA from Quercus robur (English oak), 1632 nucleotides. RefSeq names its product disease resistance RPP13-like protein 4. The transcript is spliced from 2 exons. The coding region runs from base 1 to 1632 and encodes 543 amino acids. NCBI's taxonomy places the organism in Eukaryota, Viridiplantae, Streptophyta, Magnoliopsida, Fagales, Fagaceae. The record is from RefSeq and is a predicted model, not a curated record.
AUGGAAGAAGAUCAUAAAAUCAAGAUUAUUGUGAAAGAGGAUAAUCAAGAUCCUAUUAUAGAGAAAGAUCUUGAAGUUGAGAUGGUAGAGAUCAUUGAGGAAGAAAUUGAAGAGGAAAGUUUCAAGGAUCUCAAUGAAAUUGAAUCAUAUGAUUGUGAUCAGCGACGUAAACAACUAGAAGAUCUACAAAAGAAGCUCCAAGAUUUUAAGAGUGAAAAAGAGAAUGUACCCUCCACUCCUAAAAUUCCAAGCGGCAGGCUUAGUGAUAUCAGAAAGGAAAUUUUGAAGUUAAAUCAGCUGCUGAUUUCAUCACUAGACAGUCUGUCAAAAGAAAAUAGUCCAAAAUCUAAUAAUCUACAGACAAGCAGCGGGUCCAAUCGGCGCUGCAGUGCAGUCGGUGAAUUGUUUAACGUACACCAGAGUGAAUUCUUCAGCAGCUGCUCAUUUUACAGUGAAAUUCGGGACUUUUUUAACGGGCUUGAUGACUUAAGGAAGUUCCUUUUGUCAUGCUUUACUGUAUUCCCAGAAAAUGCAGUGUUGAAGAGGAGGAUCUUUGUAUAUUGGGGAUUGGGAGAGGAGUUGCGGGACGCUGAAGCAAAAUCACCUGAGAAAAUCGUUGAUGAAAUUCUUGAAGAAUUUCAAGAGAAAGGCUUAAUCGAGCCUGCUAUAAACAAGCGAAAGCAGCCCCAGCAUGUUAAAAGCUAUAGAAUAGAUCCUCUUGUGCGUUCUGCUGUGAUUCUGCUUUCCAAGGAAGCUAAGUUUUUUGAUUAUGAUGGUAAGGGAAAUGUGCUUCCCCAGAGAGAUUGGACUUCUGGUUUAGAUUUUGAGGGGAAUCUGGUGGUGAAGGGAAAUCGCUCUAAUAUGAGGUUGUGUUUGCAAAAAGGUAUCUUAGUCGAGAAGGAUGAGAGAAGAAAAUUUUCUAAAGAAAAGAAAACCCGACCAGAGGUUUCAGAAACAGAAAUGGGAGAAGUCCUUACUUUAUUCAAUAUUAAUGAACCUUUUCCUGAUGUCCAAUUGGCGGGGUUAACAAAGCUGAAAGAUGAAAAUGCGGGACAGAUGAAAGAGCCAAGCGCGGUCUGGUUUUCAAAGAUGAAAACUGCCCAAGUUGUUUGUCUGGGAAGGUGGCCAGUAUCAGCUAAAUCUCAUAUUGAAGUGCAGAGCAGAGAAUUCUUAAGAGGAUUGACAAGUACGGAAAAUUUAAGGUUCCUUAGCCUUCGAGGGAUCUCUAGAAUUACAAAGCUUCCACAUUCCAUUGGCAAUCUCAGCAAUUUGGAGAUCUUGGAUCUCAAAGAGUGCCACAAUUUGGAGAUUCUUCCAGAGGAGAUAGUGAAACUCAAGAAACUCAGGUACUUGGAUGUUUCUGACUGUUAUCUGCUAGCUGACAUGCCCAAGGGGCUAGGGGCACUCUUAGAACUUCAAGUCCUUAAGGGGUUUGUCAUUAGUAAUCAACAAAAUCGAAGGUCCACUUUACAUGAUUUGAAGGAAUUGAAGAAGCUAAGGAAACUGACAGUCAAUGCAAGAAGUAAGGACUUCCCUACAAAAACCGAUCUAAAAGUGCUCUCCAAGUCUUGGAAAACAAGCACUUCGAAACGGCAAAAAUGGGAAUUUAACCAUAAUUUUCCAACUAUAUAG